AUGGAACUUCCAGAUGGUACGACUAGCGUAAAACCAGAUCCUACAACCUGUCUCAAUGCAAAAUUUACAUUUACUCAACCCAUUCAUGUAGUAGAUGGAUUGCUGUAUCUUUGCUCUACGUUUAGUUGGCGCUUUGUGAAUUUAAAUGAAGCUUUUGACAAAGCGAUUCAUCAACCCUAUGAAACCCCAAAAACUGUUUUGAAUGUGUUCAAACCCUGGAUGACUAACCUUGCAUUAUGGAAUAUGGAUCUUGGACUGGACUUGAACGAUCAGUUUGUAGAUCUCCCUGUCUCUCCCCAUUAUUGGAAACCCCGGACUCUGAGUGUGACUUUGUUAAGAGGGAUACAAAUUGUGGAUGGUGGAUCUCACGGAAAAUAUACUGGAAAACUGCAGAUUGAUAUGAGUUCGUUAAAGCAAAACAACAGUUACACUGCGGCUUUAGAAUGGUAUCAAAAAGAUGCUUGGCUCUUUAAUCGUUCUAACUUUGGUGCUGAUGGUUCAGGUUUAACAGUCAACCACAUGACAGUUGAAAAACAUACUCAUGAGCAGAACAAAACACAUUUGAUUUAUUAUCACACACUUACUAUUCAAUUCACUAAAACUUCAAGUAAAGAUGCUAAAUUAAACAUUGAGUUUGACAUAGGGUUUCCACUGUCAGCAGCCUACCCAGGUGAUUUGAAAGACAACACUUUUUUAGUGUUGUAUGGUGUGGAUGGGCAUGUAGAACAGGUACCAGAUGUGUACGAUGAUCACCCAAUCAUUCCCUCUUCUCAUAAAACCACCGAAACAACGACUACCAGUACGGGGGACAAGAAAGCUUCCAAACAUCCUAAAUCUCAUGGAACAGAGAAUUUGCGUCCUCUGUUUUUGUCUUGCAAUUUAACUAAAAGCAUUGAUGGAAACAAAACCAUCAUGAAGUCU
Molecule: messenger RNA, 921 nt
Organism: Porites lobata
Lineage: Eukaryota; Metazoa; Cnidaria; Anthozoa; Scleractinia; Poritidae
Source: the annotation of a GenBank genome assembly